GGCCGUUUCCAUGGUUACGGCGGCCUAGGGGCCACGAGAAGCCUGAGAGACAGAGGGAAUCAAUCACGGGAGGAGAAACAGAAAACAUCAUCAGGAUGUACAAGAGGGAGAAGAGCAUUCAGAUUAAGAGCAGUGCUUCUGCUUUCUACAACAACCUCAGCAUCCUGCCCAUCACUGAUAAGAACCUUACCUACUUUGCUGUCAUCCAUGGUAGUGUGGUGAACAUGGUUAGCGCCUCCACCGAUGGCCUGAACCUCUCUCACAGGCAGCUGCAGUCCAAGGAGGGAGGCAUGGUGCAUGGCACUUCCUUAGUCAUGCAGGCCUCAUGGUGUGUAUUGCCUUCUCGAAUUCUCCUGGUACUGGCUUCACAGAAAGGUAUUCAGAUGUAUGAAUCGGAUGGCUCCAUCAUGGUGUACUGGCACGCAAUGGAUACCCCAGAAGCUCCAACAGCAGAGGCUGUGUUUGCCCGAGGAAUUGCAGCAACAAGGAGCCACUUUAUCUGUGUGGGCUCCUCAGCAGGAUCCAUCCUCGUCUUCAAUAUCCCUCCGAAAGGAACAAACAUCACCGUGUCUGAAGUGCUGGAGCAGCACAGGGACCCGAUCACUGAGGUUGCGUGUGAUUGUUCUGAGGAUAAGGAGUGUACUGCAGAUCUGGUGACAGCUGAUGACUCUGGGAUCCUGUGUAUCUGGAAAUCAGGGGAAGACUUUAAAUUAAUUUACAAGAUUGCAGCUUAUGGGAGCACUUGCUCAUCUGUGAAGAUGUGGAGUGGGAUCAUCACAGCCGGCUAUGGGAGUGGCCAGAUCUUGAUUUACGACGCAACGACCGGUACAUUACACGUGGAAGUGAACGCUCACACACGCUGGAUCUGCACACUUGAUAUUGCCUCUGAAAGUGGAAAGCUGCUGUCAGGGGGUGAGGAUUCAUUUCUCAGGAUCUGGAGAAUCUAUCGGAACCCAGAGUCCAACACCAUCGAGGUGGAGCACGAGCACAUGGAAUGUGUAACUGAUGUUCAGAUCUGCGGAGCCAAAUUCUGUGACCCCGAAGGAACUGCCUUUGCAGUGACAGGAUAUGACCUGAGUGAGAUCAUUCGUUAUGUCCUGGUAUGAUCGAGAGUAGACUGAAGGGUGAUUGAUGGUCGGAUUGGAUUGGAGCUGCUUUUUGUGAACAGGAUCUACCUGGGCAAUUUUCCACUUUAUCAGAUAGAUGCUGGUGUUGUUGCAGUUUAGUAUGUAAAUAAAAAGCUAGUCUCACUAAAA
Carcharodon carcharias (great white shark) is the source of this 1256-nucleotide messenger RNA. RefSeq names its product WD repeat domain 54 (gene wdr54). NCBI's taxonomy places the organism in Eukaryota, Metazoa, Chordata, Chondrichthyes, Lamniformes, Lamnidae. Gene Ontology annotation, cellular component: centriole; ciliary basal body. The record is from RefSeq and is a predicted model, not a curated record. The transcript has 11 exons. Gene Ontology annotation, molecular function: protein binding. Bases 96 to 1106 code for a protein of 336 amino acids. Gene Ontology annotation, biological process: cilium assembly.